GUGACGUUUGUGUUGGUUCAAAGGGUGAUGUCUGGGCGAGAAUUUAAGAUGGUUGGAAACGCUCCUGAGAUGGGCAGUUGGGUCCUUUCUAAAGUGGAGAACAUGACACAGACUCCUGUAGAUGUCUUGGCCAGUGCUGUGACAUUGAGGAAGGGAAUAGCAUACAAGUACAAGCCAUACGUAGUGGACUCUGUGACCGGUUUCACCGAGUGCUUCGCUCACGAGGAACGCCCCUUAACUAUUCCGGAGGAUUAUUCCAAGUCUAAUUAUGUGGAAACAGUGUUUUAUAGCUUGGACUGCGGUUACGAGUGCCAUAACACCCCUGCUUGCUCCCUCCAUGGUGACCGUAGUCGCCAGGUUAUGUGAUAAUAGGAAUGUAAUAAUGAAGUGCACCAACUUAUAAUCUUUCUCAACGUUUGUUGAAAAAAUAAGCAUUGUACUUCGUAUAUAUAUUACGUUGAUACAAUAAGCCUUGCACUGCGUAUCUAUGUAUCAUCUGUCGUAUGAGCGAAAAUAUAAAACUGCACCUGUCGUUACCCUUGCUAUGUCUUUUCUUCAAUAA
This is a messenger RNA of Cryptomeria japonica (Japanese cedar), 562 nucleotides long. RefSeq lists its product as uncharacterized. The record is from RefSeq and is a predicted model, not a curated record. The transcript is spliced from 2 exons. Gene Ontology annotation, molecular function: carbohydrate binding. Lineage: Eukaryota; Viridiplantae; Streptophyta; Pinopsida; Cupressales; Cupressaceae. Bases 28 to 366 code for a protein of 112 amino acids.